AUGGACAUCUAUCAUAACACAGAUAAAUCUGGGAAUUGUCACCUUGUGGUGACCGACUACCCUGAUGGCCCGUGUCCAGUCUCGUCAGCUGACCGGCUGGCGAUGACGGCGUACCCAAACUUCAAAAAGUCCACGGAGAUCAUCUGUCCAGAGGUGAAGGUUCUGAACAAAGAGUCGGAACAGGCUGAAAAAAAGGUGCCUCGUCAAGCUCCAAAGGGCGAGGCUGGGGCAAUCUACGGGAAAGGUAUGGGCCAGACCACUACCGAUGGCCCGGCAGACGAUGAUGAUGAAAGCGAUGACGAUUGGUUACUUGAUGAUGAGGACGAUGAUGACCGAAGGGAUAACUAUCUUGCUCGCGGAGUUAUCGCUCUCCAGAAUGGGUCAAGACACAGUUACGAAUGGCUGAACAAAAUUACUCGAGGCUACCUUGUGUCAUUUGUUCUACUGUGUGCAUACAUCGGCUACUUCGUUACCGCCUUGUGCUAUGAGUUCGGAAGCGAAGGGUCCAAGCGUCUAGUGGUUUGCACCAUCGUUGGUGUUCUCGCCGUCUUCUCGUCAGCCAUAAGCCGCUUUAUCCGCACCACAGCUUGGAGACUCUACGGCGCAAAGGAGCUGAACGCCAAACAUGAACAUUUGUUGGAGAAGGCCAGGUUUUUUCUCAGAUGGUUUCUAUACGGUGCGUUGGUGGCAGCCAUGGUGUAUUGUUUCAUUGACGAGGGUCGAGAAAAACCAGAGAACCUUCGCUCUCUGCCCGGACUUGCUGUAUUUAUCCUCAUACCCUUGCUUCUCUCCGAGAACCCCGGAAGAAUCAACUGGCACACAGUGAUAUGGGGCAUAGGUCUCCAGUUCCUCUCUGCAGUCUUUGUCCUCAGAUGGGAGACAGGGCGCGACACCAUCAUGUGGGUCCAGGAUCGAUUCCAAGAGUUUUUCGACAACGCGGAUCACGGAUCUAGAUUCCUCUUCGGCGACAGUUACAGGGACCAUUACAUCAUAUUUGGGGCAAUCCCUAUCAUGUUCUUCAUGAACGCGGCACUGACGGUGCUGUAUUACCUGGUCUUCAUGCAGUGGCUCAUCAAAGCCGCAAUCCCUAUCAUGUUCUUCAUGAACGCGGCACUGACGGUGCUGUAUUACCUGGGCUUCAUGCAGUGGCUCAUCAAAGCAGUCGGGAAGCUGCUCAAGUUUGGUCUGGGGACGACCCCCGUAGAGUCAACCUGUGUGGCCACCGGGGUCUUUUUGGAAGGGAUCACGACUAUCAUGGUGCUGAAGCCCUACCUUCCCUCCCUUACCAAGUCGGAGCUGUAUGCUGUCAUUGUGUCCGUAUAUUCUUCCCUUGGCGGAGCCUAUCUCGCCAUCCUUUCAGCCCUGGGAGUGUCUUUAGAGUUUCUCAUCCCCGCCAUGCUCAUCUCCGCACCGGCUACAUUUGCAGUUGCCAAGCUCAUGGUUCCAGAGACGAAAAAAAUAAAAGAUUGUGAAAAGAAAAACGAGGAGAUUUCCAUUGAUGAAAGAGACAAAUACAUCAACGCCAUGGAUGCAGCCCAAACGGGAGCCCUGACCAUGUUGUCCGUUGUUGGGAACAUUUGCGUCGUGCUAUUUGCCUUUUACUCCUUCAUCGCCUGGGUCAACCACACUCUCAGCUGGUUUGGUGAUCGAUACAUCUCCUCCUACCUGCUGUAUCCUGUUGCCCUGGGGAUGGGCGUGGAUCCAGAGGAUUGCAGGAAUGUCGCCAUGUUAUUAGGAUACCGUAUAGGUAUCUACAAUGUCUUCGCGUUCUUCAAGCUUGCUGACAUCAAGGUGAACAAAGUUAAGUACGCUCAGUACAUGCUUGCCACCAACUAUACAGGCCCAGUUACCGAAACACGCGAUGACCUUGUUCUUGAACUGUGGAAUGUCACUCUCAAAGACGGCAUAAUCAGUGUAUAUUUUACUGAUGGCAGCGCAGCGUUUGCUUUGCCUGCAGAAGUUUGA
Molecule: messenger RNA, 1965 nt
Organism: Aplysia californica (California sea hare)
Lineage: Eukaryota; Metazoa; Mollusca; Gastropoda; Aplysiida; Aplysiidae
Product: solute carrier family 28 member 3-like
Exons: 13
Coding region: 1-1965 (654 amino acids)
Biological process (GO): nucleoside transmembrane transport
Cellular component (GO): membrane
Molecular function (GO): nucleoside:sodium symporter activity
Source: RefSeq, a predicted model, not a curated record